This is a messenger RNA of Mya arenaria, 807 nucleotides long. RefSeq lists its product as uncharacterized. The transcript has 3 exons. The record is from RefSeq and is a predicted model, not a curated record. Bases 373 to 807 code for a protein of 144 amino acids. Lineage: Eukaryota; Metazoa; Mollusca; Bivalvia; Myida; Myidae.
GGCUGUAAGAACGGAUAUUAUGGCCUUGAAUGCGUAAAUCGCUGUAUAAACGUUGACUCGAAAUGUACCGUUUGUACUUCAAGUCAAAACACAUUUAGUUCUUGUACACGAUGCACUAAAGGAUCAUAUCCUGGAUCCAGCGGGAAGUGCGUUCCAUGUGAACCGAAUUGUUCUGGAGGAUGUAACUCAUCCACCGGAGUAUGUUAUGCAUGCGUAGAUGGAUAUUUGGGAUUGUUCUGUAACUUUCCUUGUGCAUCGAAUUGUAAAUCGUGCCUCGAUGAUAUUAGUGAAUGUAAUGAAUGCGAAGAGGGGUUUUGGGAUAAUUUAUGUUUAAAUAAUUGCAGCACUAACUGUAAACAUGGAAAUGAUUCAAUGUUCAGAUGUAAUAUUACUUAUGGAAAAUGCAAACACGGAUGUGUAUCUGGAACUUUUGGCUCAUAUUGUGAUCGUCUGUGUGACAAACAUUGUCUCGCCUCUGAGGGUGGAGCUCUUGAGUGCAUACAAAAGGAUGGCCAGUGCACACUGGGAUGUGAGAAUGGGUACAUACAAACAGACGCAGGAUGUAUCGAUGCUGCAUUACACAUCACAUUUUCCCAAGCAUCCGUCACGACCCCAAUCAACAAAGAUGAUAGCACCAGUGUUGGAACGUCUUGGGUAGUUAUAGGUGCUGCUUGUGGAGUUGUCGCCAUUCUUGCACUUGUUCUUGUCAUAGCCUUAUUCAUAAGAAGAAGAAAGGACAAUUACGACAGACCAAACAAAGACGACUAUGAAGCAGGUUCGUAUUAUUCCAUGAAUGACUUAUUUUAA